UUAAUUACUAAAUUGACGGGGAUUGAAAAAGAAAAUGACGGAAUUGAGAUGAGAAGUGGAGGAAGAGCAGAGCAGCAGAGAUCUAGUUAGUAAAUAGUAAUAAACAUCUUUCCUUCAUCCACUCGCUCAUUCGCGCCGGACGCCGCUUGAUAUCAUCAUGUUCUCCACAUCUCUCAGCUGGAGAUGGUUCAACAAGGUAUAGAUUCUAGAUUUUGUGAAUAUAAUUUGGGCAAUUCUAAAAUGGAUUUGCCCAAUGGCGAUAAACAAUUGGUUAUUUUGAAGAAGACAUCAUUGAAAGAUCUGCAGAAUGAUAACAAAAACAUGGUGCCAACCUCUGUUGGAAACUCUUCAUUCUUAAAGGAUAAGGAUCCUGGUACUGAUUCUAACAGAGCUACUGGCACCAAGAGACCCUCGUCUGACUACCCAGUGAUCCACCAUCUCCAACAAUCUCCAGGCAAUAAUGCUGCAAAUGGACAUCUUGUGUAUGUCCGUAGAAAAUCAGAAGGAGAAAUGAGCAAAAGCACUGCUUUUGAAAAUACUAGUAUUAAUGGUUGUUGUCCUCAUUCAAGGCAACUUUAUUGUGAGGAGGAGACUGCUCAACCAAAACCUCAGAUAAAGGAGCCAAAGGUUUCCUGUUUGCCAGCAUUUUCACCUUUUCCUAUGGCAUCUUCAAUAAGCACAUCUGGAAAGCCUUCGAUUCCUAUUUCGCUUGGGAGGUCUGGCAUGAUGUUGACACCAGUCGAGUCCAAUUAUGUGGCAGCUUCUUCUGGACAUACCAUUGGAAAUCCUAAGGUAUUUAAAAAUGUGCACUGGGAGGAGCAAUAUCAACACUUGCAGAUGCUUUUAAGGAAAUUGGACCAAUCAGACCAAGCAGAAUACAUCCAAAUGCUUCAAUCUUUGUCUUCGGUUGAACUUAGCAGACAUGCUGUUGAGUUAGAGAAGAGAUCAAUUCAGCUUUCACUUGAGGAAGCAAAAGAAUUACAACGUGUUGCUGUUUUAAAUGUAUUGGGAAAAUCAGCGAAGAACUUCAAAGCACCAGCGGAUCAUGACGAGUAUUCAGACAAGUUAAAGACAUUGUCAUGAACUUUCACCCAUUCUACUGCAGUAAAUUUCGUCAGGUGAUGAAAAGUAUCAGAUUGUUUACUGUGUGUAGUCAUAGUGUAGCUGAUUGUUUUUAAUCUCAUGGUUAUCCUGUUGACUAAGAAAGUAUCUUGCAUCUCUUUGUUAUUGUCAUGAGUAUAAAAAGGGGGAUUGUUUGUACAAUUUGUUACUCAUGUUUCCAAGUCAUCAGAUUUUACAUUCUAUAUCAGUUUAGACGGAGGUUUUGUGAACCUUUACCUCCCGUGGCCUGCAUGAUUCGGAUAUCCGUCUUGAGGAAUGCUAGCAACACUCUCUCUAAUACUCACUCUUUCAUUGGUUUAAAUCAUUAUGAGUCUACACUUUGGAAAUAGAACCCACACAAAGUGGUGGGACAUACAUGUAUUCCAUCCAAUAAAAGAGUGAGUACCAGAGAGUGUUCAAAAGUGAGUGUUGCUAACAUUCCUCAUCCGUCUUAAUUGAACACUUGUUCAACAAUCAAUCUACAACUACUGAAAAUGAAAUACAAUGUCUCUUUGAAAUA
Messenger RNA from Medicago truncatula (barrel medic), 1621 nucleotides. RefSeq lists its product as uncharacterized. NCBI's taxonomy places the organism in Eukaryota, Viridiplantae, Streptophyta, Magnoliopsida, Fabales, Fabaceae. The record is from RefSeq and is a predicted model, not a curated record. The transcript is spliced from 4 exons. Gene Ontology annotation, biological process: regulation of DNA-templated transcription. Gene Ontology annotation, cellular component: DRM complex. Bases 184 to 1083 code for a protein of 299 amino acids.